Messenger RNA from Perkinsus marinus ATCC 50983, 327 nucleotides. RefSeq lists its product as hypothetical. The transcript is spliced from 3 exons. Bases 1 to 327 code for a protein of 108 amino acids. NCBI's taxonomy places the organism in Eukaryota, Perkinsozoa, Perkinsida, Perkinsidae. The record is from RefSeq and is a predicted model, not a curated record.
AUGGUGAGAGGUGGAAGGUUCUUCGGCGGAGAAGUUUUCAAUCCGAAGUUCAUCUGUAUGCAGAUAUUGGCCCUGCAGGUCGCUUGUACUGAGCAAUAUUGUGGAGCGUGCGAAGAAAUGCCUCGACUUCGUAGGAACAUACCACGUGUGGCAUUUGGCCUCGACGUGGGUAGAGAUGGGCCGUCUGCCGGCUCGGUAUAUCUAUGCAUGCAGCUGGUGACUCGUGAGAUCUCACUAGGAGGAGGCAACGCAGUGUUGGAGCGGGGAGAAGUUGGCAAGUCGAAACGCACUGAAGAUGAACCUCCAGCAGAGGUGGACUAUAUUUAA